GUUUCAUGAGCAACCAAUAAAGGCGCACUUUGCAACUAAAACCAUAUGGUUGGGGCUUUCCCGGUAUUUAAAUUGGGAGCAUUGGCUAUAAAACAAAUAGGAAAGCCCCUGGCCAACUACCUGAAGCGCAAGGCCAAAACAAAUACAUUUUUCAGGAACUAUGUGUGCCUGCCUCCAGCGCAAUUAUAUCAUUUGUGGGAAACCCGACUAAAAUUAAAAUUAUUGGGUCUGGAAUUACCAAAGGGGGUUAACAAGUUGAGUGAAGAUGCUGCCGUUGACCUUGGGUCAGAAGUGCUCGGGGAAAUUAUCAUUUUUGUGGUUGGGGCCACUUGCCUUCUGCUUGAAUAUCGCCGGCAAGUAAGGAAAGAACAUAAUAAGGAUGAUUGCAUACAACAAACACUGGAUCAGCUAACUAGUCGGGUUAAUGAGCUCAUGACGGUAGUUGAGAUUCAGGACGCCAAGGUCAGGGAGCUUGCAAAAGCGAUAGCCAUUUCUAGUCCCAAACAUGACCACUAAGAUAUGUAAAAUACUUAAAUGUAUGCCUUAGAAGUUUUUUUUUCAAAUAUAAAUUCGACAUAUAUGUUUCUUGCUUUUUGACUUAUUGCGUUGAAAUUGAUUCACAGCGAACGGUUUCAAAAUUCAUAUUGGGUGUUGAUUUCGGAAGCACUCAUGCAUGCGCCAGGGUCUACACUAUGGAUCUUAAGGUCAUCGGAUGUAGCAGCACCAAAGUACCUCGGCUUGAAGGGUCUAAUGGUACUUGCGAAUUGGAUCCAGAAGCUGUAUGGGAAUCCUUUUGCAAGCUGUUAGAUGAAGUAUUACAAGAUGCAGAAAUUAACCCUGAUCGGAUCAAUUGUAUAGGUAUUUCGGUUCAGCGAAAUAGCCUAUUGUUGUGGGAUAAGAAGACAUCAAAUCCUCGAACUCGUGUUAUCACGUGGCUAGAUACACGUUCUUUGGAUCUCGCCAAAAAGUUAAAUCACUCUUUUAUCUUUCGUAGUAUGAAAACUGCUGGCCAUAUGUUAUAUUGGAUGACACAUCAAUCAAGGUUUAAAGCGUUGGCGUCGUACCACUUCAAGACAGUAUUAGCAUGUAUACGUCUCAAAUAUUUAUUAAAUGAGAAACCAAAGCUUAUUGAUGAAUGUCGUAAGGGGUUACUUUGCUAUGGUUGUUUGGAGACAUGGUUGCUAUGGCGGCUCACAGGUGGCAAAACAUUUGCUACGGAUGUUAGCUGUGCAAGUGUUACUGGCAUGUAUGAUUCCUUUUCUCGUAAAUGGAGCCGUCCGAUUUUGGCUAGUUUAGGAAUACCUGCCAAUAUUCUUCCUGGUGUGUAUCCUUCCAGUUAUUAUUAUGGCACUGUUCAAAAUGGUCCACUGGGGUAUUCAUCAAAUCCUUCUUUGUCUAUUCCGAUCACUGGUAUCAUUGGUGAUGCUCAAGCUGCCACCUUAACAGAAAAUUGUUUAUCUCCUUGUCAAGCUAAACUUACAUUAGGCACUGGGAUAUUUUUAAAUUUACUUUCUGGUUCUAAAGCUCUAGCCGUAAUGAAUGGCUUUUAUCCUGUUAUUGGAUGGGCAUCUGGUCACCCGUAUCUUGACUGUAUUUCGACUUUUUAUAUGGGUUCUACUAGCAGUUCUUCGGAAUCUCCAUCAUCUGUACCAUCUACAUCUAGAUCUUUUCAUCUGGGUGAUCUUACUUAUUUAGUUGAAGGUUUCUAUCCACAUGCUGGUACACUUAUUGAUUGGUUGCAGUCAGAAAAUAUUUUCUGUACGUAUUCUGAGUUGGAAGAAAUGCUUUAUAGUGGUGAUCGACUUGGUUUGGAUGAAAAAGCUACUCGUGAAAAUAUCUUCUACAUCCCAUUGCUAAGGAAUACACUUAAACAUCAUCAAAACACGCUAAUAGGCGGACCAUUAAAAUUAAACAAAAAUUCAUUUUACGGACCUGAUGGAUUUGUAAUCGGAUUGGAUUAUUCAAAGUCUGCUGACAAACUACUUGUUGCACGUAUUUUUAUUGAGUCAAUUGCAUUUUGUACAAAAUUCAUGUUAGAAAAUUGUCGUAAACAAACACGCAUUUCUCCUUCUAUUCUUUAUGUUAAUGGAAAUGUGGCACGUUCAAAUUGGUUGCUACAGCGUAUAUCUAAUGUAAUCGGAAUCCCAGUGGAACGCAGAGGUCUUGAAGAAUGUAGUUGUAUGGGUGCAGCAAUUGUUGCUGGUGUCGGUGCAGGUUUAUGGCCAAGUUUCUCCGCAGCAACUGAAGCUGUACACAAACGACUUCAGUCAGAAGCAAAUAGUCUUCCGUCUGUUGAUAUUAAUAAUACUGAUCUUAAUAAUAAUAAUAAAUUAAAUUCACAUAAACUAUACAGGCGGUUUAUGCCUGAAUCGUCAGAAAUAUGCAUAUCUAUAAAAAAACGUUAUCAUAUUUGGUCGCACAUACGUGCUUCAUAUUUGCGAAAAAAUAGAUUGGCUUAAAACUUGUAUAAAAUAACAAAGGCAUAAUCUAUUACGUUUUAUUGUUAAUUCAUUCUCUUUUUUCUUUUGUUAUUUAGUUACCUGCAGAUGGGUGUUCGUCCGUUUGUUCAUUAUUAUAUAUUUGUAUUACUUGUAUCUAUAUUUUCCUCUUUAAUAUUUUUUUGUUUGUACUUAUGUUCAUUAUUUUAUCGGAUUAUUAUUUAUCCGUUCUAUUGUUUGUCUGUUUUUUUUAUUGUGCGGUUUACAUUUUAUAUAGAGAUAAAUUUGAUUAUAAACAAAAUAAAUGUUUUUCGUUUCAGUUCAACAUUUUCGUCAAUUUUCCAUCAAAUAUUAUACAUUUCUGUGAUCAGUCAAUACUAGAGGAGAUAUAGUUAGAUAAGAAAGUAUUGUAGUGAACGAGAACACCAGUGGAGACAACCAAAUACAUGUGAAUAUAAAAUUACAAAAUCUCUUGGUAAAAUUCGAGAACCAUACAGCAAAUACUCCACUUGCAAAAUGUCUAUCAAUUGUCUCAGACUUGAUUGUUUCUUCGUUUCCACACCAAUUACUCUCUGUUCUCGUUCUCUUUUCUUCGAUCUUCUUGACCCUCUGCCGUCAGGCAUCUCACUUUUGAUUGGUGAUACGUACUACUUAUAUCUGUCGACAUCAGUAACACACACCACGCUAUCAUUUAUCAAUUCAUAGGUAGUAAGUUAAACAAUAUCUUAUGAACAAAUUGGUAAGUAAUUCACUAAGUAAUAGUAAUAAUUCUUAUUCACCUAUUUGAACACAUAAAUAUUGAUACUAGGGGCACCGAAUACAUUUGCGACACACAAGUCAGUUGAUUUGUGUGUGGAUUGUGAUACUGCCCAGACAGAAAGUGGUUUUCUUAGUAGGUUACACCCGGAGCCUUUGAUCUAGAGGUCUAAUCCACAAGGCAGUGGAGUAACGUAAAAAGAUGCAGUCAUAUGGUAGCCGGUGACUAACAUUUUUCACAAAAACCAUUAUGAAUAGUUUGUUUUAUUUUAUCAUUUUUUAUGUCCCCUAUAUGGUUUAACUGAAUGUAAUUUGAAAUGUCAUUUUUUUAUUCCAUAAUUACAUGUGUCUAUAUUUGAACGAUGUAUAACAGCAAUUUAUGAUAGAAAUUUAGUUCAGUGCUUUUUUGGUUAACUUAUUGUAUACUAUUUUUGUUUAGUAAGUGUUUUUCAAUAAAGCACAUCUGGUGUGCUCUUUCUUGCUUGUUUAUGAAUGACAUCUUUAGAAUUGUUCACCUAUUUUGUUUUGUUUACAUGUUUAUUGUUAGUUUUUAGUUACAUCAUUUUAAAGGUAGAUUUUACUAAAUGACUGUCUUGUUUUUAUGUAUAUGUGAGUAUAAAUGUAAUGUCCACAAUUAACUUGGGUUCAAUUUUACCUAACCAAAAUGCCUAUUAUUCUUGUUUCGGUAUUCAGUAUCCUCUACCCAGUGAGUAAUGUUGAAUUUAAAUAAAACUUGAAUAUUAACGGGACAAAUCAAUUGAUUUUAUUGUUAGUUUGUAUCGACUAAAAUAGUUGAUAUAUUAAAAUACUGCCUUUAUACCUACUUCUCAUAUGAUUGUUAGAGAAAAAGCCUGCGUAUAAAAUUACGUGCUGAACUGAUUCCUAUGAUAAACUGUAACCAUUUUUGUGGACAUCACUUGGAUGGACUCCCAAUAACUUAGCACCUGGAGUAAAUGUGUCAAUUCAAUAGCUACACAUUAUAUCGCCAAAGGAAAGAUUUGGAGAGAAAAUAAAAAUCAUAUUCUCUUCAUGGUUCGUGGCUUCCCACUCAUAACUUCUAAUGCAUCCGCUUUACGCAAAACAUUAUGUCGAUCUUGGCCUUUGCUUUGAUUCAAUGACUAUUACAUGCUUCCUAACGCUUCUCUAAUCAGCUAUGCAGAGUACGGAUGCGUUAUAAUCUCGAUGUUAUAAGUCGAAUACUGAUAUACACGCUUCAUGCAUAUAUAUAUAUAUAUAUAUAUAUAUAUAUAUAUCAUCGAAGUAAUGGACAAGCCACAAACCUUGUGAUCUUGAGAUGUCGCGUUACGUAUCCGGAAGUCCCCAUCCUGUCAGCAUUUAACUGCAUUUCUAUAUAUUUUUCGAUUCCAUAACAAGCUAGUGCUGACACCUAUGACAUGUGUGUUACUUCCUAUCUAAAACAGAACAAACCAGAAUACUGUGUAGCAUAAACGUAGUGCGAGACUCAGCGGGUUACUUGCAGGUGCUGUAUGGUGCUAGAGUCCUGUAAAUAUCAGCACAUAUGGUUUUACGAACCUUUUUUUAACAAAGGCGUCACACUGGCCGAAUAUCGUCAUUCUUAAACUAAAUUUCAGUGGAUGAGUUGGAGUUUUCCCGUUGUCGAUAUUAGCGCUACAUUUGCUCAAUCUCUACUAACAUAUAUGCAUUCUUAGCUGAUUAGCUUGGUAGUUCAUUUGGUUACAAGUCUUAAUAAAUUUGCAUCAAGGCUAUCAAUGUAAUCCAAGACGCGCGUUUCAUCCUGUAUGUGUCUACAGUGUUAAUGCUCGCACUGAGACCCUAAAUUAAUGUAUUUAUUAUCAGAAAGCAUUAUUAGUCUGAAAAUCCUAGUGUUAUCAUCGGAAAGUGGAAGGCAACAAUAAUCACAUUUGCAGAUUCUCCAGAUGAUAAUUUUUAUAUCGACCUUUACAUGUUACUUAAAUUCUUAUUUAUCUGAUUCUCCUAGUAAAUUCAGAUUAUUUCAGUCAACCCCUUUUGGGUUAGUAAUAGCAGAAAUCAGGUGCAUAUUUUAAAGGAAUCAAAGUUGUUUCCAGUUAGUUUUCUACUCAUUAUGUUGCUUAAAACCGUAUGAACGUUGGUCUAUAUCUUACUAUACUGAAUUUAUUAUUUUAUGCAUUAGUCACCGUCCGAGUUAUUUCCAUUUGGAAUUGAUUGUUUAUUUUAUAAGGUUAAUUUUUUUAGUUACCUUAAACUGACUCAUGUGAAAUUAGGCUUUCUUUAAAUAAGAAUAUUUCAUUUAAUGAAGUGAAUGAGAUUGUUGCCGUAGUGUCCAGUGUUUUGUGUCCCUUCAACUUCACCAAUUAGUGUAUGCAUCGUUUAAGCACUAGCUAAUAGUUAUAAUUUGGCUGAACACAUGAUGUUAAAUCGGUUAAAUAACAUUGAGAAGUUGUAGUGAGUCACCUACUUAAUUAGUGUAUCACACAGCAGAGUUUACUUUUGUAUUUCUUACAAUAGUUUUUCUCUUAUCUCACGGUUAUUUUACAAGUGCUCAAUUCCAAGGUCACUUAAUUAUGUUUGAUUUUCAAGUUUUUCUUAGUAGUACUGUAUACAUGUUUCAUCGAUCGUAGAUUCAUUUGAUUGUGCAUCUAUUCCACUCAUGGUGUGAUCCUGUAUGUAUCAUAUAUAUGUUCCAUUAUUCCGUAUUUAGCAUUUUUCUCAAUAAGAUGUUAAAUAUGAAACAAUUAGGUUCACCUGUCCAUAUAACAAUCAUUUGUGUGCUUAGAUCAUAUUAAAUAUAGUGUAGUGAGAUGUUUCCAGUGAAAGAUUCCUACAUAUUAAUAACUAAUUGUUACAAAUUUCACAAAAAACCAUAUCUUAUUAGUAGUAUGUUUAAUUUAUAGUGGGUAUAGAUUCUCACAGUAGGCUAUGUUCAUAUCUUUGCAAAUGGUGUGUACAAAAUAUUUUUAUCGUAACUAUCUAGGAUGAUCCGAAAAUUGUAUCUGGAACAAGUACUGUAUUUAUGGUGUUAUUUCAAGGUUUACUCAAUAUAAGGACACUCAUAGAACACCGUAUAUGGAAAAAUGAGAACACUACAAGGUGCUUAUAGUUAUCGUAACAGUAACGCUGUUGUCAAUAAUAAAUAUAUUUUUGUUGUAUUUCUGACAUUUCGUGACUUAAUGUAAGUCACCAUUUUUCUACUCAUUGGGACACAACAAAAAUAUAUUUAUGUAUCAUAAACUUUCCACCCAAUACUCAAUUUAUUUGAAACUAUCAUGUCCAAUCUUGAUAUUGAUGCUGUUGUUAAGUUUUUGAUAGAUAUUUAUGAUGAAAACAUUGUUUUGAAAUAUUGUACUUUAUCAAGAAUUAAGUGAUUAUAUAACAAUUAUCAGUCUAACCGUAAUAUAAAUGUUCACCGAUAUUGGAUGACUUGUUUAUGGCCGACUAUUAACAAUAUAGAUUGAACUCAAUCUUGACAGUGUUUCAAUUCCCUUUUACAGUUACUGUUGAAAUAUUGAAUUUUGAAUCACUAUUUCAACAUGUAAUUCAGUGAUAUGAAGUUAUAAAAUAAUCCUUCUUUAAUGUUUAGAUGAGACCAUAAAUAUAUUGUCCAAAUCAUCAUUAGUUACUUGUCUUAUGCCGAUAAGUUGGAAAUGCAGAUGUCAUUUUGCAGGGUUUUAUUUGUCUGUACAUUUAUUGCGCACGUUCAUAUAUAAUUUAUUUUGAAGUAAACUAUACUAAUUUAGUCAGACCGGGACAUGAUAUCAAACCAGCCAAAUUAAUCAGUUUGGGUCAAUUUAAUGACGUUUAUAUAACUAUGCCCAAGAACCGAUCAACCAUCAAUAAAGUGACCUGUAUCUAAUUGUUCACAUCAAUAUUUUGUGAGCGUUAAAAGAGCUAGAUGAAAUGCGUUUAGAUUAUAAACUAAAUCUAACCCUAGAAGUUGAACUGUACUCCGUCAGAAUAUGAUGGAUGGUUUCUUUUCUUGCACACAGCUUAGUGACUUGUACAUCUUCACAUAAAUUAAUACUCGUUUAGUCAGUUUGCGCUUCUUUAAAUGUUAGAUGAAGACGAGAAAGCCCUGUUAAUAAAUGCCAUCAUCAUUUCAGGCAUAAAUAUAUCAUAUACAACUAAAAUGCUUUUAGUAUUUUGUAGAUUAAAUAGUUACAAUUUUAUUAAUUUUACAUGUAAAUUUAUUUUUUUACUUGUUUCAAAAGUGACUUUCAAAUGAUAAAUGCAAAAAGUAAACCAUCGGUCAGGAAAUCUCAAAAGCCUUUUAUUUGAGUCAUUCCACAACAAGAAGACUGUCCAGCUCUGUGAACAAACAUUCGAGGAAACAAAAGCCAAGUGUGAUCAACAUUUUAAUACAAAAAGGUAAUCACAGAAACUGCUAUGGCAACUAGUUCCACUCUUUACCUCAUAACAAUUAAAGUGAAUUUCAAAAAAUCGAGUUUAGUAUGAACUAUGCAUCAAUCCACUUUGAAAUAUGCACGAAACAGCUCAGUCUACGCAAUCAUAGUAUAUCCAGGUGAAAUCACAUCAUCCGGAUCCAUAUAAUUUUACAUACAUAUUUCUGACACAUUACGUGAGUAUCACUCGCCACAUACUGUUACACCAGCUUUUAUUGACACUCUCAUGACGGCCAUCUUGUCUAUCAUCCUAAUGCUGCAACCAAUGAUGGUGUGUGCAGAACUGUUUCAAAUUUGGAGCCAAAGCAAAUCUGCAGAAAUUAUAUGAAAAACGUAUACCGAUAGAACAUUACAUUGAAAAUACUGGAGUUCAUGCUUAACGUUUUUAGACGGUUCCUCUAGUGUUCUCACUUAUUUUAUUGUUGGUCAUGGUUGCUGUUCCGGAUAAACUUAGAUCUGAGUCUUUCUUCAGAAAACUGAAUCCUACAUCUAAUGUUGUAAAAGACUUACGGUUCCAUACGUGAAUCGAUUAGACACAAAGUAUAUGGACACUGAAAUUUAAACUUCAUCAAUAUUCAAGUAUUAUCGCGAAAUUUAUUUCAUUUCGCUUCUGUUUAAUAUCCUUUGUCGUCGUAAAUGAAAGGACUUCAUAAUAGUCAAAUCGAGAUAUACUACUAGCACACCAAAUAAGUAACUACUGGUAUGAGGCACAUUCGACUGAGGAUAAACUCCACUGUCAUUUGCCCUUUUGAUCUUGCGCCUGGCAACUAAUCAAAAUGAAGCGAGUAUUAUUAGUUUCGCUCUCGUAAUCCACAUAUGCCAAUUAAUUUUAUGGUAGAAAUCAUUCCGAAAUAUUUACAAUAAGUGACCAAAUAAACCAAGACAUAACCGCUACUACUGACUGCUAUACACUUAGAUGACUUGACAGUGUGGAGUUCAUCCCCACUCAAAAAUUCAUUUCACUAGUUGGACAGUUAGAAACUAGUGGUUAGCGACAGUAUGUGAAUAUGCAACAUAGUUAAUCCAUACUCUCCAUCGGGUGUUAUUUCUCUGCUUCUUGUUAGUAAUCUGACUCAUCAUUUCUUUGGUUUCCAUGUUGUUUUGUGAAGAAGUGAAUCAGUGUACUGUUUUUACAUGUUCUAACUUAGUCCAGGUAACCAAUUCAUUGUUGAAUAAUAUGAAUGAAUAUAUUCCGAACAAUGAUGAAAUAAGCAUCCAAUGCAAUUUUGUUUUCAAUGGUGAUUCAUUUGAUUCUACUGUCAAAUAAUAUCCCCGUGUUCAAAACGAUUGAGAACUGUAAUCAAACCAUUUUCUCAAUUAGUUUACACUAAAGCAAUGCUAAAAGGUAAAAAUUCCUAAGAAUAAUAAACUAUUUUCCAUUGUCCUAGUAAGUUAAACAUUCUAGACAGGAUUGGUUACAUUAACAGGUCAUUUAUGUUGUUCAGACCAUGUGAUUUCUUGGUCACAUAAACAAUAUAGUAAAUAUUAACUUUUCACAUGUUUAUUUUGCAAACAAUUGGUUACCAUGUUCAGAUUUGAUUUUGAAUAUAAAAUUAGUUUUCCACAUUUUAACAUCAUAAGUUCACGUUCUAAUAACCUAAGAAUUUGGUGUGAUCUCUAUUAAUAUAAAUUUAUAAUUAAUUUGUUUAUUAUAUGUUGGUUGAAUUAUUUUUGCAGUGAUUAAUAAAAAGAUCGUUCAUCUAAUUCCUCUGUUGUGUGUAUAUACGUUUUUCAACAACUACAACUGAUACAAUAAAUCUUGGUAAUCAUACGAUGUUUGAUAAUAAAAUUCAUGAUUACCACUACAUUAAUGAAUUUGUAUCUUUUAAAUUAACUGUGGAUGGAGUAUGGCCAGGAGUGGAAUCUAUGUCACAUGAUUUAUCUUAUUAAGUGCUCGUCAGCUGGAUGUACCGGUAUUCCAAUGUUGAUAAUCACGUUAUUUUUUUUCAUGAAAUAGUAAUGAUCAUAGAAUCAAUCAUAUAAAAAUACAAGAAGUUUGUGGUUUCAGUGAAAAAUUCUGCAAAGCUUUUUCUUGAAUUCCAAAUAUGUGACCUCUGUCACUCAAUUGAUACAAAUAAAGAAACCAUAAUAUUUCAUAAAUAUAAUAGUUAACUUUAAUUAGCUAAUUGUUUACUAGAUUAUUUUCUUAAAAAUUAGAUGUUAGGUUGUGUGUACUAGAAGUAAAUAAAGGCUUUCAUCUGAGUGUCAUUUAAAAAUGAGAAAAUAAAAGUUUCUCACUUGAAUCUUUUUAUUUCAAAGAAAGUGAACUUCUUGGCAAAGAAAAAGUGAUCAUUAGGCCAAAAAAAUAAAACAACAAGUAUCUUUUGACGUAUUUAUGUAUUAGUAAUUUACUACUGUUUCAGUUAAUAAUCUUGAUUCAAAUAAUUGUACUCUUACACUUAGUUCGCUUUAUAUAUUUGAACAAAGCCGAAACUACGAUUGAAGCAGAACAAUGUGAAUUUAUUGUAUUUCGCUGUUUCUCUUAUGUGGCUUACAACCUUAUUUGUAAAUUUACAUUUUUGGACAUUGUCACCUGAAAUUAUUAUUAUGUUAUUGUGUUCAUUCUGUAAUGUCAUCUUCGCUAGGCUAAAUGUUAUUUCAUCAAUGCUUAAAUAAUAGUUUAGUUCAUCUAUAUGUUUCACUCGCUUAAUCCUUAAGACUUAUGUAAAUUCUUUAGGCCUACCAUAAUUAUUACGUAAUCCAUCUUAUCAGUUUCCAAGUUCCACAGAAUUAUAUAUAUUUGUCUGUAUAGUUAUUGAUGCUAAAUUUUAUUAUUUCAAAUCUUCAAGCCAGCAUUGCCUAUCACUUCAUAAUAUGUUAUACCUUAAUGUUGUUACAUUGUAAUACGAGUUACUUUUUGUACAUCUAUUCUACCAUAACAUUUACUAUUUCUUGUUGUUAUCAAGCUAACAACUAGUACACUUAAAUUGAUCAUUACCAAUUACUUAUGAAUUUAUUCCAUGUAGUAAAGAUGCAACAAAAGCGUAGCAACGGAAAUAAAUUGGCUCAUCAAUUCCCACAAAAACCAAUCAUUAGCUCAUACAUAAUUUUGGCUUUUAUAAAUAAGUCUUUAUUGGUUUUUCCUACGUCAAGGUCGCUCACAACCAUUGUAUUUUUUGUUGAUUAUUGAUUAUUCACAAUAAGAUAGCGGAAAUUGGUUCGUAAAUAUUAAUAUUUAGUUUCGCUUACUAUAUGAAAUUUGGAAAUCCAUUAGGAUAUGUAAAAUUAUUAUUUAUAUAUCUUCAUUAACGCCCACCGACUUAAAAAAAUAAUACGUUGUCUUAUCCUCAUUAUUGAUUGAUUGAUUUAGCAAACAGUACAAUGUGGUUGAGAGCAGUCGGCAGCAAGAUUGGAAUAUAUACAUAUAUAUAUAUAUAACUUCAUCCGUAGUCACCUGCAUGUUAUUCUUAGUAAUAAACCAAUAAUGUUCUUAUUUUCGAUUUUUUUUACCUGGUAUACACUGAAAAAACUCUAGAAUAGAGGAGAAUGUUGUUAAGCAAUCCCAUAUUUACACAAAGGUUAUUCAAAUGAAAUUUUGAAUAGAUUAGUGACCAUCUCACUAAUUGUAACAUGAUGAAUUCUUUAGAAAAGAAAAUGGAUAUUUAUGCAAACUUUUCAAAAUAAAAGUUCAUUUGAUGUAUGUAUGCCAAAUCCUCCGUUAUAAUGAAUAUUGGUCUUUAAAUGUAUAAUACACCUAAAACUGAACUUUGAUGAUUUUCUUUGUUCAUUAAGUGUCAUUUCGAAACAAUUAUUAUUUUAACCAAUAUUCUGUUUAUACCAUUAUCGAAUUUAUUCAUACAACUUGCAUUUUAUCUGUGAUUACAUAUGUUAGGUGACUGAGGGCAUUUUACAGAAAGCUCUAAACCUACAUAUCGUGCUUAUUGGUAUUUUUCAUAUUUGUGGAUCUUUGACUAUAAGGGGACUAAUAUUCCCUGUGGCAGUCGGACUCUCAGCACGAAAAUGUUACUGCUGAUCUGUUUGGAGUGCUAUUGACUUCCUGUAGGAUUGGUUAGCAACACGUUUUAUGUUAUCUAAUCCUUAUUGGUGACAUAAUUCUGUCAUUCAAAUCCUGUCUAGCAUACAACUUGUGUACCGAUCUUGCUGCUGACUUCUUCCAAUUAAUCACAAUUUACAAAAAUUCCGAUCUUGAUAUGUAACUACACUUUAAUUUAGGCUAAAUAAUUCAAUCAAUAGUGAAGGUAAGACAAUGUGGUAUUAUUGGCUACUAUUGAGUGUAAGUGUUAGUGUUUUUUAAUCUUUCAGUUAAUAAAAUAUGCAUCACAAACCUCCAAGCUUCUCUACUGCUUCAAAUUUUCACUCAACUUACCCAUAUUACACUUUUUAGAAGUGGCGAAAAAGCCAGGCGACAUUCGUGAUGCGAACUGCAAAAAUACAAAUAAAUAAAAUUAGAUGAGAUGCAGCGAAAAGACUCUUGUCAGACAAUUAAUGAUGAUUAUUGGAAAAAAGGUACGACAGUAAAUGUGACAGUGCUCAAAAUGACAUCCAAAAUUAUCAUUAAGAAUCAUUAUUGUUUGUAGACAAUACGUGAAUAGAACAUGUGAGAAAACUUUAUACUGAUACAGAAUAUGUCCUGAUUUGUUUUCAUGAAUUAAUGCUAACUAUCUUGGUACUUUCGGUGACAAUAAGAGAUGCAAGAAUAAUGUACAGCAACAUAAAACUUUUAUAAAUACCUGUUUUGCAUAGAACAGAAAUUUUGUCUAGAAAAAAACGAUUAAUUGUAAAGUUUCAUAUUUUCUUGUCAAACCUGUCGAAUAACUUAUUGAGUACCAUGAACCUAGUAGCUUAGUAAAAAAACGUUUUGGUGUUUGGAGUGAUCAGUAUGAAUUUUCAGUGUGAACAUCGAAUUGAGAAUACACAUUCAUUCAGUCGACAAAUCUAGCUUUUACCCUAGAUUCAGAUAUGCGACUAAAAUAAAUUGAUUUUUAUCAGUCGAGUAUGCAUGAUAAUCAUUUUUUAAGGAUAAAUGUAAACUAUCAAGUGGGAUAUAUGACGAGGUAUUCUCUACCACUCUACUCAUUAAUAAUUAAAACAAUAUUGAACUAAUAAAAUGUGACUAGAUAUGAAUUCAACUAAUUCAUUAAGCUGAAUGGAUAACUGAUAAUCUUUAUUGAUUUCCAAAACAUCUAAGACUUUGACUCUCAUAUUGUUCAGAUUUAGGAAUUUCUAACCAAAUUGUUUGUCAAUCACCUUGAACUGUAUUCUAAUGUCUUUAUCUAACUAUAUUUAAAUAACAUUUGAGGGUGAUCAAAUGACAAGCAUUGACAGAGAAUGUUCAGAUCAUUUAAGUUUCUCAGAAGAAUGUCAUAUUAUUUAAAGUGAAGAGAAAUGUAGCUCAGUUUGCUAGUUAUUCUGCUUUUACACUACCAAGAUUCGUUAUUUAAGGUGAGAGUCAGCAG
Molecule: messenger RNA, 12972 nt
Organism: Schistosoma haematobium
Lineage: Eukaryota; Metazoa; Platyhelminthes; Trematoda; Strigeidida; Schistosomatidae
Gene: GK5
Product: putative glycerol kinase 5
Exons: 14
Coding region: 693-2459 (588 amino acids)
Biological process (GO): glycerol-3-phosphate biosynthetic process; glycerol metabolic process; triglyceride metabolic process
Cellular component (GO): mitochondrion
Molecular function (GO): glycerol kinase activity
Source: RefSeq, a predicted model, not a curated record